Molecule: messenger RNA, 2308 nt
Organism: Strigops habroptila (Kakapo)
Lineage: Eukaryota; Metazoa; Chordata; Aves; Psittaciformes; Psittacidae
Gene: PGLS
Product: 6-phosphogluconolactonase
Exons: 6
Coding region: 35-790 (251 amino acids)
Biological process (GO): carbohydrate metabolic process; pentose-phosphate shunt
Molecular function (GO): 6-phosphogluconolactonase activity
Source: RefSeq, a predicted model, not a curated record
GGCGCGCGUCAUUUCCGGCGCGCCGCUCCCCGCCAUGGCUCCCGGUGUCGCCCGCAGCGUCUCGGUGCUCCCGGAGCCGGGCCCGGCCCUGGCGCGGUUCGUGGCCCAGCGGGCGGCGGCGGCCGGUGGCGGCCGCUUCGCGUUGGGGCUGUCGGGAGGGAGCCUGGUGGAGCUGCUCACCCGCCACCUGCCUCCCGCCAUCGCGGCGGGCCCCGCCGCGCCCGCCCGCUGGCUCCUGGCGUUCUGCGACGAGCGCCUGGUGCCGCCGGAGCACCCCGAGAGCACCGCCGGUGCCUACCAGGCCCGGCUGCUGCCGCGCCUGCCCGGCCCCGGCCCGCGGGUGCUGGCCCCAAGCCCCGGCCUGGCCCCCGCCGCCGCCGCCGCCGACUACGCCGCGAAGCUCCGCCAGGCUUUCCCGGGGGAGGACGUGCCCGUGUUUGACUUGCUGGUGCUGGGGGUCGGGCCGGAUGGACACACUUGCUCCCUCUUCCCCGGCCACCCCUUGCUCCAGGAGAAGGAGACCAUAGUUGCUGCUAUCACUGACUCCCCGAAGCCGCCGCCGGAGCGCAUCACGUUCACACUGCCAGUGCUGAACGCGGCGCGAGCCGUUGUGUUCGUGGCCUCGGGUGAAGGCAAAGCUGCUGUUGUCAAGCGCAUUUUGGAAGGGGAUGAGGAAAACCCCCUUCCCGCUGCUCGAGUCCAGCCUCACUCGGGGCAGCUCUGCUGGAUCCUGGAUGAGGCAGCAGCCAAGGAGCUGACGAUCCCGGUGGAGAAACAUUCCAUCCCAUAGAGCCGAUGGGUGUAGGGGGGGGUCAGCUCUGUGACAUUCCAGCAGGAAGAAGGUGCAACAGGGGUGAGAUGAGGGGCAAAAUCCUGGCUCCCCUGCAUGGAUCCUGGCUCCUUGGGGUACCCGGAUGCUCAUCCAGAGGCCAGGGCAAGCCAAGGAGCUGGAGGUGAGGCUGUUUGAGCCUGAGACAGGCUGCGGGAGCCGGGGGGGGGAACUCCACUGCGGAAAACGGGCUGAAACAAGCAGGUUUUAGUCCAGCAAGAAACGCUCCCUCCUUCCCUCAGUGCCCGCAGCUUGGCACUGGGGCCGGGUCUCUGCAGAAAGGAGCUUUUCAUCCAAGCUCCACUGGCUCCAGCUGCCAAACCGCAGCCCGAUCCCAGCCAGCAUCCCAAAAACCCUCUUCCAAACGUGCUGUUUCGGGUUAUCCCGGCUCUUUCGGGCCUUUUGGCUGUUUCCCGGAGCGUUCCCCGUUCUUUCUAUUCCCUUUGCUUGCCAGCCAAAGGCUGGAUCGAUUCCUCCCAUAGCGAGUCCCAGGGGGGUGUUUUGGAGGUGAAGGGUGCUCUGCCACAGGGAAAACAGGCUCCUCUGGCACCCAAGGGUGCUGCUGUAGCCUCUGCUCGUGCUCUGCUUGAGUUUUGGGGCACUUGACCCAAUUCCUGUCAAUCCUAACGUGCUGGGAAUGCCGCUGCCCCGCUCUCCCCUCUGCUGCUGCAGUACAAGAGCUUCGUGUUCACCAGCUUCAGCUGGAAUAGAGUUAGGAAGAGACAUUCCAGGCUGUUGGCAAAGCUGAAGGGGCUGCGUUCCCUGCAGGAACGCCAGGCUGGAAUAGCCCUGCUCCAAACACUUCCCAUUGCCAGGUUCUCACUGCUGCUUUUCCAGAUGUGGCAGAGAUCCUGGGGAUUGGAAGCCGUAAAACAGUGAUUUCCAUGUUUGUCCAUCCCAGCAUCAGCCCAGAUGUUGCCCUUUGCCUGUUCCAGCAUCCCAAAACUCAGCUAUUCCUGGCACUUUUCUUUCCCUCCCCCUCGCUGGCCGGAGCAGCCAAAGCUCCCUCAGGAGCUCAUUUUCCAGGCCUGAUGUCAUGGGAGGGCUGCGGGUUCGCUGCUGCCUUUUCCAGCCGGGAACAAGGGAGCUUUGAGGGGCAGGAUGCAGCCGCCCUCCGUAAACAUGGAGCUAAAUCCAGGCUGAAGGCUCCGGGUUGGGUGUUGGGAAGCUCAAUUUUGAGGGUUUUUGACUUGGAAGUAGGAUUUUGAAGGUGAAAGACUUGAAAUUUGGAGGGGAAAUGCUUGAAAGUAACGUUUGGGAGGGAAAACUGCUGGAAUUUGGGAGGGAAAAGACUUGAAAGUGGAAUUUUAAAGGUAAAAGUCCUUGAAAAUGUGACAUUUUGAAGGUAAAAUACGUGCUGCUCCUUCGUGACACCCGCCCGGUGUCACCCCGCUGGUCAGCGGAGCUGUGCCUGGCCGCAAGGGAUGGAUCCAACCGGAUCCUAUUGGAGUGAUGGGAACUGGUGUGGAGUGUGCCUGG